UGUGGGACUGCCAGCCCUGUCCCACACCGCCUCGGGGCCGUCUCCGGGAAAGGGGUAGGGCCGAGGGGACAGUGUGGAGCGUGCGGGGCUGGAGCAGGGCUGUGCGGCCGCCCCACCCGUCGGGGCGGGCUCGGGCAGGCCAGGUGAGGCGGUACCGGCACUGCCUUUCCCUCCGUGUGCAGCGUUCCGGCCGGCCGGCGCUGCGGGAGCCGGCGGUAUGGCGGAGUCCCAGGUGCUGCUGCUGGACGAGCUGCACGUCAAUGAGAAGGUGACGGAUGCCCAGGCCCGUUUCUACUACAGCGAGGAGCAGCGCCGGGCCCUGGAGGCACUGGUGACCCGGGGCGAGGCGGCCUACCGGGAGGCGCUGAGGAAGGAGCAGCUCCGCGACUUUCUUUCCAGCCGGGAGCUACAGGCCCUGCGGAGCGGAUGGCGGGGGUACGACGACCCCGCGGAGGGUGGCAAGGUGGCGCGGGGGCCCGGCGGAGAGACUCUCUCGCUGGCCUACUGGCCUGAGUGCUCGGACACGGAGGUGCCCCCGUUGGACUUGGGCUGGACCGACAAGACCUUCUACCGGGGCAUCAGCCGGGUGGCCCUCUUCACGCACCCCCGCAAGGAAGAGGGUGUGCCGCACCUGAAGGAGGUGGUGCGGGAGAUGAUCCAGCAGGCACAGAAGAUUAUCGCAGUAGUCAUGGAUGUAUUUACAGACCGGGACAUCUUCCGUGAUAUUGUUGAUGCAGCAUAUAAGCGCUGGAUCCCAGUCUACAUAAUCCUGGAUGAGGAGGGUGUGAAGCUCUUCCUGGAAAUGUGCAGAUGCCUUGACCUCAGUGACUUACAGAUUCGGAAUAUCCGUGUACGUUCUGUGACAGGAGUUGGGUUCUACAUGCCAGCAGGGAAGAUCAGAGGCACACUGGCAUCCCGAUUUCUGAUGGUGGAUGGUGAAAAGGUGGCCACUGGAUCAUACAGCUUCACAUGGAGUUCAUCACACAUUGAUAGAAACAUCCUGCUAGUCUUGACAGGACAGCAUGUGGAGAUGUUUGACAUUGAGUUUCGAGAGCUCUAUGCCAUCUCAGAGGAAGUUAAUUUCUACAAGGAACUUGGUAUUGCUAACCCAUUCCUUCUUGGAAUUGGGAAGCCAGGCCUUCGUUCCUCCACUGUGGCUCGCAAGUUCAUUAACCCCAAGUAUGGUUUAGUGGCAGGGGCAACCCGUGGUGAUAUGAUGCUCUGGGCUUCACGACACAAGCAAGAUAAUCAGGGGAACAUAGAAAAGGAGGAAUCAAGUGAGUCAAAGAAACGGUUAAAUCAGUUUCUGAAUGACUUAGUUACAUUGGAGCAAGAGUUCCCAGAAAUUGAUCCACCUCUGGAGAACUUGAACAAACUGAAUUGGAGCCCUCAGAAACUGUUGUCCCGGCUCCACAUGGACCUGAAAAAUAAAUCCAAAUCCAGAGAGUCUAUUCGUGAUGUGAAGAAAGAAGAUGCACAGGCAAAUUCAAAGCAAGGAAAACGGUUUGCCAGUGGGCUUUUCAGUCGCAAGGCCAAACGGUCUCCAGGCUCAAGUAUUGAAGCCAACUCUUUUGCCAGUGAAGGACAUUCUGGAGAAGAUCUUGGGAACAUGAAACUGGAAUAUGAGCAGCUCAGCAUUGGCCAUGCCAGUGUUCGGAGCACUGGAGGCAUCUCAGGUAACAUGGGUCCAAACUCCACUAUGAGCGAUAAAAACAAACAAUCUACCUGUGUGGUAUCUUGAUUGGGAAGGGUUGUCUGGAGAACUGAAGACUGAACAAGCUGGAACAGUAACCUCUUGAUUGCUUUUGAACCCACAGCCAUAUACUUAUGCAGUGGUCUGUAAAGCCACGUCAUGGUCCUGGAUGCACCUGGCACCCCCAGUUAAAGCACAUUUACUGAGUGAAACACAGACUUUGGAUAGUUGGUCCCUAAAAUGAGAGUGGUGAAUGUAUUAGUCCAUAUGUCUGUGUGCACACAUAUUUUAUAUAUAAAAGCAACUGUGAUGACUGGUCUCAGAGCCUGCUCUGUGUCCAGAUAAAUGCAGGACAUUUUCUGACUUUGUUGUGCUGCUACUUAGUCUCUCUAGCUACAGACUGAGAGUGACUGUGUUGCAUUGUUCACUGCAGAAAUGUAUUGGUCUGACUGGCUGGAAGGCUAAAUCCGAGUGAAGUGGCAAAUUCUGGGUGAAAUAAGAAUGUUUACAGACAGCGUAGUAAUCCUUUGUCCACAAGGAGGCUUCCUGUAGAUUCCGGUUGUCACUUACCCACACAGAAAUGAGUGGUCUGGGAGAAGGGUUUACCUAGUGGAGGCCAAAAGAUUAGUAUCUUAACUGUAUAUAGCAGUCAAACAAAGUGAUUUAGCGAGAAUGUAGUAAAGAAUAAAAAUGGAUGUUUAACCUGCAGCUGAGACUGGGUCAAGAGAAAUGCCUUAUAAGGGAGACUGGGCAGGAUCUGGGAGCAAUAAUGGAGCUUUGAGUGGCUGUUACAAAAUCCUGUUUGUUGCUAAUUCAGCAACACUUUACCAUUCAUGGAAACUGAAUGAUUAAGGAGCAGGUCUUUGAGGAUUAAAAGAGGAAGCACAGGAGGCAUACAAGCUUUUCAAAUGUUUCUUUUUUUUUCUUUUUUUAAGUUAACUGUUCCAAACUCUAAAUCAUACCAAACUCAAGAGCUUUAAUCCAUGAGAAGCACUGCAUGCAGUUAGACAAAAGGCCGUCUAAUCUGCUAUCCUGUCUCUGGGAAUAGCCAGUAACAGAUGAUCACAGAAGCAUAAAAUAGAAAGCUUGGAUACAGAGAACUUUCUCUGACACAAUUCUAGCAGUCCAUGGACUUUCUGAACUGGCAGUUCCUUCUGGACCUGGCCUUAAUGAAUGCACUUAGUCCCUUUUUAAGUAAUCCUUUUCUACUUUUGGCCUCCAUAGUGUUCUGUGGCAGUGAACUCUGAGUUUAUUGCAUGGUAUGAAAAAGAAGUGUCAUCAGGCUGUUUUAAUGGUUUUCCUGAUGACCCCUACUUGUUGUCUCCUCGCCAUUUGUGAUUUCACAGAACUCUGUCAUAUGUCCUCAGUCAUCACUUUUUCCAAGUUGCAAGUUCACAGUAUACAUAGCUUUUCAUUAUAUGGGACCUGACUGACACCUCUGUUCUCUUGUUUCCUGGCCCUGUUCCAGUUCUACCCACUAAUAGAGUGUAAAAGUGGGUUGGUUUUGUUUCUUCAGUGUGUAGAUUGAUGUUUCACUCUGCCUUCUUGCAAUCUAAAUUACAUAUUCUGCUGUUGUAUUUAAGCCCUCUUCUGAUACCUAAGAAAAAUAAAUCCAAUUAGGAUUUAUUUAUUUAGGUUCAAGUAGACACCUGAAAACCAACAUACCUGCUUGCCAAAAAAAAAAAACCCAACUAUCCAGACAUCAGAAAAACACAGGUUUAGUUUUCUUUUUGUUUAGAGAAAGCACCCGUGUUUUUCAGUGCACACGGAAUUCACAGCAAAGGCAACUGCUGCACUCCCAACACAGAGCAAGCUGCUCAAAAACUCUUCUUCAAGGUGCUGUGUUGCAGUAGUGGUUGUUACACUGAAACAGCUGUCUGAAAUUGAUGAUAAAGUCUGAUUGAUUGAUUGAUUAGCUGCCUUUCCUGGAAGUAUAUUUAACUUGAAUGGCAAGUAGGUCUGUUUUGCUCUGAGUUUACUCUGUGGGAUGUCCUGAGAAUCUCAAACACCAGAGGUAUUGUGCCCUCUCUUAAACAUACUCAUCCCCUAUCAGUGGGUUAAAUGCUUGCUACUCUAUAGCCAUCUGGGAACAAGUUGUAGUUUUACAGCUGGGUCUGUCAGCUCCUAUUAUCAGCAGUGUUUUAUAAAAUUGUUCCUGGUAAUAAGAGAAAAGAGGUGCUGGAAAUGACACCAUCACUUGUAUUGUAGAAGUAAUUUAAUACAUGACUUAUCCUGUUGGCUUCAGGUUUGUGGCUCAUGUGCCAAAAGCCACUCACUGUAUGCUUGUAGGAUUGUCUAAAAUGGCCUCAUUUUGCCACAAUUCCGUUAUUCUACAGAUGUGUGGGAGAUUUUCUUUAAUUUUUCUUUUCACUCCCUGUAUUUAUUUCACUUUGUUAACAGAGAUCAGAGAGAAAUUUAUCUGGCCAACACUGUUCCAUUUUUUUUUUUGCUCUGAUACGAACAUUGUCAUCUGGUGCUUCCUUGUUCUCCCAGACUUUAAAUGUUUUUAUUUAUUUUUUUAAAUUGUGCAAUAAGUUAAUUAACUAAUUAGUACCAUGUUGAGAUAUAUGGGCAGGUUUUCCAGGAAGUCCUCUAUCUUUUUGUUUUUAUGUCUUUGUUACUUCAUCUGGGGUGGAGUGACUUUAGAAGUAGGCCAGGAGGCUGAUUACACUUGCCCUUCCUUUCCUUCUGUGCUUAUUUAUUAACGUGCUUUAUUUUCUCUUUCCUAUGAUGGAUAUGAGCACACUUUUCUUUAACCUUGUCAACUGACAAGGUCAACUAACAGGAUCUCCUUUCCAGAAAGAUUCUCUCAUCUGGUUUGAAUCUGUUUCAUUUGUCUCAUGCAUCUCUCUGUCUUCAGCUUUGUUGCCAUAGCAGUUCUUGAAAGUAGCAUUCACCUGUUGUUUUUACAUUCCUUCUCCUGUCACAGCACUCAGUCUCAUGCCUUGACUCCAGGGGCUAGUAGAAUUCCUUAGGCUUAUUACACACUACUUAAUUAGUUAAUUUGAGAGAGCGAGCUUGCUUUCUUGCAUGAUAUGUAUCUGCUCCUUAAACUCAGUGUGAUUCUUUGGGGAUGCAUGUAGCCUUGCUGAUCCAGAGUGGAUAUUUCAAACACUGGUGGAACUUGUUCUUCCCUGAAGAUCAACUGAACUUGGGCUGUUUGGCUGCUCCUAUGGCAACAGAUCAGAGUCGGAAUGAGACAACUGCAUUUAUUUGGACUAGUCUUGCUAAUUGUGGUUCUUGAUGAGAGCUAGAAACCUGAGGCUGUGACCUAUAAAAUGAAUCUCUAUCGCUCUUCACAUAAAAUGUGGUUGAUGGUGCUGGGGGGCAGAGGGACAAGGAGUAGUGGUUAUGAACUCUGUUGGAAGUCUUCCAGUAGUGGCUGAAGUACAGCAGUCUUCAAACGAGCUGUCAUUUGGUCCUUGCCCAAGACGCCACCUCUUGCAACCAAGUCACUAUCCUCCCAACGGGGUGGGAAAGAGGAGAGACAUUUGUUAUUCCACUGCCAUUUUAAGGAAUAAGAAUAGCUCUCUUUGGCAUCCUGGACAAUCCCAAGAAGACGCCAGUUCUCCUGAUUUCAUUUACUCUGGCUUGUGAACCCAGGUUUGCUGAUCUUGCUGACAUACCAUGGGGCCUACACUUGUCUGGCUGAAAAACCAUGGGUCCUGGUUUUGAACAGAGAGUAGUGAAGCUGUGAUUUGCAGCUCUUUCUUUCUGGCAUGAAAUGGUGAGUGGUUCUGAAUGAGCCUCUUGGCUGAAUGUGUGCCUUCUGGGUUUCUUUGGUAUGCAUUUGUAUAUUUAAUGUGUAUGUGUCCAGUGAGUUACACUGGAGACGUUUUCUAAGUCAAACAAAUAAACUACUAUGUUACAUUGA
Molecule: messenger RNA, 5567 nt
Organism: Melopsittacus undulatus (budgerigar)
Lineage: Eukaryota; Metazoa; Chordata; Aves; Psittaciformes; Psittaculidae
Gene: SACK1F
Product: family with sequence similarity 83 member F
Exons: 5
Coding region: 218-1741 (507 amino acids)
Biological process (GO): signal transduction
Molecular function (GO): protein kinase binding
Source: RefSeq, a predicted model, not a curated record